This is a messenger RNA of Cajanus cajan (pigeon pea), 3218 nucleotides long. NCBI's taxonomy places the organism in Eukaryota, Viridiplantae, Streptophyta, Magnoliopsida, Fabales, Fabaceae. The record is from RefSeq and is a predicted model, not a curated record.
UAUAGUACAGUACACUAUUUCUUGACUCGUUCCACAAAAGAAAAAAGACAAUGCUGCUUGACUCUGGUUGAUGUAUUGACCCUUUGCAUAUAAGUAUUUGCAAGAUCUCAUUGAUUGCAAGAAAUCAAGUAUCUCUCCUUAUUUGAUUGCAUCAGACAACAGUGACUGAAAAUUUCCCCAUGGUGUUCACAUUUCCAAGGCUUCUAUCCAUGAAUCUCCAACCCUUUUGGGUGCUUCUUGCAAUGUGCUUUUGUGCACUUGCAACCAUUUCCUUUGCUUCUUCAGCAGCAUCACAGAGCCAAGAAGCAAAUGCUUUGUUGAAGUGGAAAGCCACCCUUGACAACCAAAGCCAAGCUUUUCUCUCAUCAUGGACUGGCAAUAAUCCUUGCAAUUGGGUGGGAAUUGCAUGUGAUGGGUCCAAUUCUGUUUCCAACAUAAGCCUUGCACAUGUUGGAUUAAGAGGUACGCUUCAAAGUCUCAAUUUCUCAUUACUUCCAAACAUCCACAAUCUAAAUAUGAGUUACAAUACCUUGAAAGGAAAACUUCCUCCUCAAAUUGGGGACUUGUCCAAUCUCAACACUCUUGAUUUGUCCACUAAUAAACUCUCUGGCAACAUUCCCAACACCUUUACUAAUCUCUCCAAACUAAUGUUUCUGAACCUUAGUUUCAAUGGUAUUUCCGGUCCUAUUCCUAAGGAUGUGGGAAAACUGCGUUCUCUUGUCACAUUUGAUAUAUUUACCAACAACCUCACUGGACCAAUCCCAGAUUCCAUAUGCACCUUGCCCAAUUUGGAGUCUAUUCACCUCUUUGAAAAUCAACUCUCUGGGUCCAUUCCUUUCAAUAUUGGAAACUUGUCAAAGCUCACUAUGUUAUCUUUGUCCACAAAUAAACUCACUGGAAAAAUCCCUCCCUCUGUUGGAAAUUUAACAAAUGCCAAGGUGAUAUGUUUUAUUGGAAAUGAUCUUAGUGGCGAGAUUCCAAAAGAAUUGGACAAGCUUACUUCUUUGGAGUGUUUGCAGCUAGCUGAUAACAAUUUUGAAGGCCAACUACCCCAGAACAUUUGCACAGGUGGAAAAAUGAAAUUCUUCACUGCUGGUAACAACAAUUUCACAGGCCCAAUUCCAAAGAGUUUGAAGAAUUGCUAUAGCCUUAAAAGACUCAGGCUUCAGCAGAACCAUCUAACUGGAGAUAUAACAGAUUUCUUUGAUGUUCUUCCAAACUUGAACUAUGCUGAUUUGAGUGAAAAUAAUUUUCAUGGUCAACUUUCACCUAAGUGGGGAAAGUUUCUUAGCCUCACAAGCUUCAUGAUCUCCAACAAUAAGUUAUCAGGUGUUAUCCCACCAGAACUAAGUGGGGCGACCAACUUACAAGUACUACACCUUUCCUCAAACAAUCUUACAGGAAACAUUCCACGAGAUUUAGGUAAAUUGGUCUCCUUGUUUGAUCUCUCAAUCAACAAGAAUAAUCUCACUGGAAAUGUUCCCAUAGAAAUAGCAUCAUUGCAGGAACUUAAAUAUUUGGAGCUUGGGUCAAAUGAUUUGACUGGCUUGAUCCCAGCACAACUUGGAGAUUUGUCCAAUUUAUUGAUCAUGGAUCUGAGCCAGAAUAAAUUUGAGGGGCAUAUUCCUUUUGAGCUAAGUCAAUUGCAAUAUCUUACAAGUCUUGAUCUCAGUGGCAAUCUUUUGAGUGGAACAAUACCACCAGUUCUUGGAGGAAUGAAAGGCUUAGAAACAUUGAAUCUCUCGCACAAUAGUCUUUCAGGUCGUCUCUCUAGUUUUGAUGGUAUGAUAAGUUUGACAUCUGUUAAUAUAUCAUACAACCAACUUGAGGGUCCCCUUCCAAACAUUCCAGCCUUUCAAAAUGUUACCAUUGAAGCAUUGAGAAAUAAUAAAGGCUUGUGCGGCAAUGUCACUGGCUUGGAGCCUUGCUCAAGUGGAAAAUCUCCUAAUCAUAAUAUGACAAAGAAAGUCAUAACAAUAGUUUUACCACUUACUGUGGUCACACUCAUAUUGGCAUUUUUUGCUUUAGGAGUCGUAUAUGGUUUAUGCAAAACUUCAAAGGAAAAACAAGUCCAACCUAGACAUUCACAAACUCCAAACAUAUUUGCAAUAUGGAGUUUUGGUGGCAAAAUGGUAUUUGAGAAUAUUAUUGAAGCCACCGAACAUUUUGAUAGCAAAUAUCUCAUUGGGGUUGGAGGGCAAGGAUGUGUUUACAAAGCAACGUUGCCUACAGGUCAAGUUGUUGCCGUGAAGAAACUCCAUUCUUUUCCAAAUGGGGAAAUGCUCAAUUUGAAAGCUUUCACAAGUGAGAUCCAAGCUUUGACAGAAAUUAGACAUCGUAAUAUCAUGAAGUUAUAUGGAUUUUGUUCACACUCACAAAUCUCAUUUUUAGUGUGUGAAUUAUUGGAGAAGGGCGAUGUCAAGAAGAUUUUGAAGGAUGAUGAACAAGCAAUUGCAUUUGAUUGGACUAAAAGGGUGAAUGUUGUUAAAGAUGUUGCAAGUGCUUUAUGCUAUAUGCAUCACGAUUGCACACCUCCAAUUGUUCAUCGUGAUAUAUCAAGCAAGAAUGUUCUUUUGGAUUCAGACUAUGUAGCUCAUGUCUCAGACUUUGGAACAGCCAAGUUUCUUAAUCCUAAUUCAUCCAACUGGACCUCAUUUGUCGGGACCUUCGGAUAUGCUCCUCCAGAACUUGCAUACACAAUGGAGGUGAAUGAAAAAUGUGAUGUGUAUAGUUUUGGAGUGCUAGCAUGGGAGAUACUUUAUGGAAGGCACCCUGGUGAUGAUAUAUCUAAUUUUGUAUCAUCUUCGAUGGGUGGCAUGGCCUCAACACUUGAUCACAUGACAUUGAUGGAUAAGUUGGACGAGCGUCUCCCUCAUCCAACAAGCCCUAUUGUUAAAGAAGUGAUAUCAAUUGCAAAGGUAGCAAUUUCUUGCUUGGCUGAAAACCCGCGAUCUCGUCCUAGCAUGGAGCAAGUUACCAAAGAGCUUGCAAUGGCGAACUCAUCUUCAAUGCCACGUAAACACCCUGAGUUGAAGGACUAAAUUAAAUACUAAACAUAUAUGUUCGAGUUCUACUUGUUUUAUAUUUUAUCAUAUUUUAUAAUAAUGUUUUUUGUGCUUUCAUAUGUAGAUAUAGAACUUGAGAGUUCUAAGCUUUGGUUGUUCUCCUAUGCUGUUUAAAUUAAGAAAGGAAAUAAAGAUAACGUUUGCAUGGUGUUA